UUCUUGACUAGUCUCUUGACAUCAGUUGAACCAGAACCAUGUCUAAACCGAAAGGUGGGUUUAUUGAUCAGGAAGGAGGGAAAGAACCCCAACACUUGAAACAUACGGAAGGGUCAACUUCAACCCCAAAGACCAUGACCAAUGUGGCCAUGGUUAGACAAACCCUGGCCAGUUUGGGUUUCUCAUUGGGUGGGUUUGCCAUGGGAACUGCUGUGGGAUGGUCUGCUACUGCUUUGAAGGACCUCAGCUCACCGUCAAGUCCCAUUCCAGCUAGAGAUGGCGAAGUGGCCCUUAUUGGUGCAUUAAUUUGCCUGGGAGCUGUGAUGCAAGGACCAAUGACUGGAUAUCUCAUGGUUCGAUUCGGAAGAAGAAUUGCCAUGCUACUCAAUUGUCUCCCACUAAUCGGAGGAUGGGCCAUUAUCAUCUUGGCUUACAAUGUGUGGAUGCUUUUUGUGGGACGGUUUGUCACAGGUUAUGCCAUGGGAUCUUUUGCCAUGAUCGCUCCAGUUUACAUCGGAGAAAUAGCAUCACCUGAAAUCCGGGGUGCCUUGGGCACUUGUUUCCAUGCCUUGUUUGUGUUCGGAAUCUUUGUCAUGUUUAUUUUGGGUGCGAUUAUGUCGUGGAUGAGUCUGGCAAUUUUCAGUUUGUGCGCCGGAUUGGUCCUGACCUUUGUAUUGUAUCUCCUUCAAGAUUCCCCUACAUCGUAUAUGAUGCAAAAUCGUCCAGAUUUGGCACAGGAGGCCAUGAAAUGGUUCCUUAAUUCCGACGAGAUAGAAGAAGAGAUCCGUGCGGUCAAAACAUCAGUGGAGGAAAUAAAGAGCAACAGCUUGGGCUCUCAAUUUCGGCAAUUGAAUAUUUGCAGUUCGGGCGAUCCGACCAUCAGGAAGCCUUUGCUCUUGAGCGUGUUUCUCUUGUCGAGUCAACAAUGGUCGGGAAUCAAUGCUGUAAUCACCUUUACCGUGACCAUCUUCCAAAGUGCAGGUGCCACUGUGAAUCCAAAUACUGCCACUAUCAUCAUCGGGGGCGUUCAAUUCGUGGCGACCGUGCUCAGUUAUUUUACAGUCAACCGAAUUGGGAGACGGGUUACACUGAUGGUUACCCUGACUAUUAUGGCUGUUUCAUUGAUUUGUUUCGGAAUUUUCUUCUAUCUCCACCAACAUCAUCCAUCGGCUUCUGUGAAUCUUGGAUGGCUUCCGUUACUUUCCAUGGCCAUGUUCAUCAUCUCUUUCAGUUUUGGUCCAGGGCCAUUGGCAUGGUUAUUGUUGGGUGAGCUUCUCUCGCCUAAAAUUAUGGGCAUGGCUGGGCCCAUGGCUGCAAUGACCAACUGGAGUGUGGGCUUUAUAGUCACCCUGUGUUUCCCAUUCGUCGUGAAACUUCUCGGAGAUUACGGAGCAUAUUGGAUGUUCUCCGCAUUUUGCUUGGUCACCUUGGUAGUUGUGAUGCGAUACCUGCCCGAGACCCGGAAUAAAACACUUCAAGAAAUCCAGAUAUCCUUUACCAAAUCCUGAGUGUUUCGUGACGAAAUAUGGAUGAUUUGUCACAUUGAUGCACUUUAUUUAGUCGAAAAUAAUCUUAUUUGAACAAACAUAAUAAACUGGGGCGAAGUACGUACCUUCUUUUAAGUCAUUGAUUUUAUCAAAUAGAUUUGAAUCGAAAAAUGUAUUGAACUUGUUUUCAGAAAAUUUUCUGCAGUUCGUGAUUGUUCUCUUCCUCACAAAGAAAUGCGUCAUAAUGAUUGACAGGAUCUCAAAAAGAUCUCAAAUGUGUUGUUAUUAAUUUUUAUUGAAUCUUGAAAUAUAUUUUUAGAACAUUGACUUUCUAGUCAACAGUGAUUAAAUAAGAAGAAAUGCGAUAUUCACAUGACAAAAAUCCAGUGCGAACUGAUGAUACGGACACUCAUAAUGCGAAUGAUAAAAGCAUAAUA
Molecule: messenger RNA, 1924 nt
Organism: Tigriopus californicus
Lineage: Eukaryota; Metazoa; Arthropoda; Copepoda; Harpacticoida; Harpacticidae
Product: facilitated trehalose transporter Tret1-like
Exons: 1
Coding region: 39-1508 (489 amino acids)
Biological process (GO): transmembrane transport
Cellular component (GO): membrane
Molecular function (GO): transmembrane transporter activity
Source: RefSeq, a predicted model, not a curated record